Molecule: messenger RNA, 2392 nt
Organism: Budorcas taxicolor (takin)
Lineage: Eukaryota; Metazoa; Chordata; Mammalia; Artiodactyla; Bovidae
Gene: SPOCK2
Product: SPARC (osteonectin), cwcv and kazal like domains proteoglycan 2
Exons: 10
Coding region: 370-1635 (421 amino acids)
Molecular function (GO): protein binding; calcium ion binding
Source: RefSeq, a predicted model, not a curated record
UAAGCGCUUCCCUUUGAAAUCUACCCCCUCCUUUUUUUUUUUUUUUUUUUAAACCAGGUAUGAUGAUGUCAAACGUGAUGCUGAUGCUACAGUUACAGACACGGCCCCUACUGGCGCAGCCUCUCUGAUUCUCUCUUCCUCUCCACGUCCAGCGCUGGGUUUUUUUUUUUUUUUUUCAGACAAGUGCAUCUCCUAACCAGGUCACAUUUCAGCAGCGACCCACACUAUCCGUCUGUCAUCGGAGACAGACCGCAGGAGGAAGGCUGAAGAAGACGAGGACGUUUGCCUCGCCAGCUGCAGGGUGGGAAGGACAUUAAAAUACUGCAGAAGUCAAGACUCCCCCACGCUCCAGGUCGAAUUCAGACCACGAUGCGCGCUCGGGGCUGCGGGCGGCUGGCGCUGCCGCUGCUGCUGCUCUCGGCAGCUGCCCUGGCCGAAGGCGAAGCCAAAGGGCUCAAGGAGGGUGAGACCCCCGGCAAUUUCAUGGAGGACGAGCAAUGGCUGUCAUCCAUCUCGCAGUACAGCGGCAAGAUCAAGCACUGGAACCGCUUCCGAGAUGAUGACUACAUCAAGAGCUGGGAGGACAAUCAGCAAGGAGAUGAAGCCCUGGAUACCACCAAGGACCCCUGCCAGAAGGUGAAGUGCAGCCGUCAUAAAGUGUGCAUCGCCCAGGGCUAUCAGCGGGCCAUGUGCAUCAGCCGCAAGAAGCUGGAGCAUAGGAUCAAGCAGCCUGCUGUGAAACUCCACGGAAACAAAGACAGCAUUUGUAAGCCCUGUCACAUGGCCCACCUUGCCUCUGUCUGCGGCUCUGAUGGCCACACUUACAGCUCAGUGUGUAAGCUGGAGCAGCAGGCGUGCCUGAGCAGCAAGCAGCUGACAGUGAGAUGCGAGGGCCCCUGCCCCUGCCCCACAGAGCAGGCCGCCACCUCUACCUCCGACAGCAAACCAGAGACGUGCACCGGUCAGGACCUGGCCGACUUGGGGGAUCGGCUGCGGGACUGGUUCCAGCUCCUUCAUGAGAACUCCAAGCAGAACGGCUCAGCCAGCAGCGGAGCCAGCCCGGCCAGCGGGCUGGACAAGAGCCUCGGGGCCAGCUGCAAGGACUCCAUCGGCUGGAUGUUCUCCAAGCUGGACACCAGUGCCAACCUCUUCCUGGACCAGACAGAGCUGGCUGCCAUCAACCUGGACAAGUACGAAGUCUGCAUCCGCCCCUUCUUCAACUCCUGCGACACCUACAAGGACGGCCGGGUUUCCACCGCUGAGUGGUGCUUCUGCUUCUGGAGGGAGAAGCCUCCCUGCCUGGCAGAGCUGGAGCGCAUCCAGAUCCAGGAGGCUGCCAAGAAGAAGCCAGGGAUCUUCAUCCCGAGCUGUGACGAGGAUGGUUACUACCGGAAGAUGCAGUGUGACCAGAGCAGCGGAGACUGCUGGUGCGUGGACCAGCUGGGCCUGGAGCUGACCGGCACCCGCACACACGGGAGCCCUGACUGCGACGACAUCGUGGGCUUCUCAGGGGACUUCGGGAGUGGUGUCGGCUGGGAGGACGAGGAAGAGAAGGAGACGGAGGAAGCAGGCGAGGAGACAGAGGAGGAGGAGGGCGAGGCGGGCGAGGCGGACGAUGGAGGCUACAUCUGGUAGAUGGCCCACGGGGAGCCGGGGCAGGCCAGGGUGCUGACGGCCGGGGAGACACGGCAGCAGAGACCUGGACAGAAGCAGGCAGAUUACAAAUGGAUCCAGAAAAUACAGCCUAAAGGACCCUGGCUCCAUUGGGGAGGACCAGACGUGUGAGUGCGCACGGCACGUGUGUGGAUGCACAGCCAGGAUGUGUGACUGCGUAUGCAAGAGUAUCUGUGUGUGUGUGUGUGUGUGUGUGUGUGUGGCAUGCACUGACAAAUGUGUCCUUCGUCCACACUGCUAGUGGCAGAGGGUCACCCAAAGGCCCUGAAGUCCUCUUGUAGUUGUUUUCUUCCAUUUGUUACUUUUGAAAUACGCACAUUCGCACAUAUGCACACCCUGCAAAGUGAAAAUUGCUUCAGAAUGGAUUCUGUGCCCCCUUGCCAGCCCCCCAGCCCCAGCCAAGCCGCCCUGUCACCCUGGGUUCCUGGACCUGGCUUUCUGUUCUUGCCUCAACCAGCCUCCUCCUCCUGCCCAUGCCCUUCCCCCGUCCCUUCUGGAGUUAGGCCCUGGCCUGGUGGGAUGGGUCCCAGAGGGGAGGGAGGGCAGGGAGCUGUCUGCUGGCCAGUUUGGCUCUGACAUUCCCCCUCCUCAGACUCAGAUGAGGUGAGUCGGGCACCCACCUUAGGGAGCCCUUUCCCUCUGCUGGACUCUCCUCCUAACCCAGGCCAGGGCGAGCAGUGGUGGCUGAGAAGAAGCUGGGGGCAGAUGCUGAGAGGUG